UCUGUGCGCUCCCAUUCAUUUCCUGAGAACUGCCCGAGCCGAGCAGCUGAGAGGCAGAAGGGAAGGGGAGGGAGCCACUCACACACACUCACACAUAUACACACACACACACGCUCACACUCCGCACAUUCACGCAGAGUGAGAGGAGCGAAGAGGAAAGGGAGAGGAGACGAGACAGAGAGGACUGUGGAAAGGGAAGCAGUCUCCUAGUCUCCACGGUCCUGCAGCUUUUGACAAGGCAGCCCAAGAAACAGGAUGUUAAUGCUUGACGGAAUGCCUGCAGUCCGAGUCAAAGCCGAGCCCCUGGAAUCGGAACAAGGGUCACCUAAAGUUCGACCUUACUCUGCGAUGGAUGGCAUCCCCUUCAUCCUCACCAGAGUAAAAUCGGAACCCCCCGAAGACCUGCUCGCCCACGACCUGCACUUCCACACGCAGACAGAACCUGUGGACCUGUCGAUCAACAAGCCCCGCCCCUCGCCCUUGUCCAACACCACCGCCACUAGCACGACCUCCUCCUCCUCGUCGCCCCCCCACAGAUCCGCCUUCUCCCCGUCCUCGUUGUCGUCAUCCUCCUCCUCCUCCUCGUCUUCGCCGUCGGUCAUCACCUCGGCCUCCUCGGUGCUCACGCCAGGCCCCCUGGUCGCCCCCGGUAGCGGGGUGAGAGGUCAGCCGUAUUUGCACAUCUUGCAGUCUGUGCCGCCGCCCCCGUCCAGCCCUCUGAGCCUGCAGGGAGCCGGGAAGUUGGCCGGCCAUGUUCACCGCAUCCCGGUUGUGGUACAGUCACUGCCCCUCAUGUACACCACUGCAGUGCGAUCGCCCUCCAGCCUCAACAACGCUAUCAUGCUACCUCUGCUGGAAGAGGCCAAAAGCCAGGGCAAAGCACACACGGACCCCAACGGCCUGUCACCGAGGCAGAUCAAAAGUGACAGCGACGACGAUGACCUGCCGAACGUUACCCUGGACAGUGUUAACGAGACCGGCUCCACGGCGCUGUCUAUAGCCCGAGCUGUGCAAGACUCCAUGUCCCCGUUCAGUAUUGACAGCAUCCGACGCCCCCGGAGGUCAGAGUCACCAGACUCCAAGAAGCGGAGAAUCCACAGAUGUGACUUCGAGGGUUGCAAUAAAGUGUACACCAAAAGCUCCCAUUUAAAAGCACACCGAAGGACGCACACAGGGGAAAAGCCAUACAAAUGCACCUGGGACGGCUGCACCUGGAAGUUCGCCCGCUCCGACGAGCUGACGAGGCAUUACAGGAAACACACGGGCGUGAAGCCCUUCAAAUGCGCAGACUGUGACCGCAGCUUCUCCAGAUCCGACCACUUAGCCCUGCACCGACGGCGACACAUGCUGGUGUGAAGCACAACAGGAGCGAUUCAGAGAAGAUGUCAGUGAAGGAGACGCAGGCGCACGCACACAUCCACACGCAGACACCCUCAGACACACACACAGGCAGCCAAGGGAGCGGGAUCUCCCUCUGAAUGUUCUUCAGCUGGCCUGGACUCCCAGAAUCAAGCACACAGACGCGCUCACACACACACACACGCACACCCUCUCAUCCUUCACAAGCAGAGGCGGGGAAGCUGGAUGGACGGUCGGAGCCGAAAACAGGGUGACUUCUGGAUCCUCUUUGGAUCAAUGGCAGGACCUUUAACCGUCAUUUUUCGAACAAUAGGGAACUGUUUUUAACAGCACUGUUUGUUGAUCUUUCACUUUGAUUAUUAUUAUUAUUAUAGUUUUUUUUUUUUUGUUUUUUUUUAGGAUGAAGUGGCACUCUUUAAAUUUGGAUUUUACUCACUUUACAUUACAGCUGCUUUUCCAGCAUUGAUAAUGUGAAAGACCCCAUUGAAUUCAGAGCCGGAAGAAGUUCGACCUGGAGAGGAUUUUUACAGGAAAAGACUCGGCCUGAGUUGGAUUUACAGACAGUAUUUUCUUCUUUUUUUUUUUUUUUGCUUUGCCUCCCUGUGAGUGUUACACACGACCAGCAGAGGGCAGUGCUUGAUCACGGAGGGCUUACACGAACCUAUCCGUCACACCCAAGGCGUUUUUUUUCCUUGAGAGGCUAAAUGAGGGUUGGACUUUCACCGUUUUCUGCAGCCAGCAAAGUGCAAAUACCUUCACAUGGAUGGAUCCAUUUUUAUCCCCACGCCCACUCUCUCAGCCAUUAGCUGCUUUCCUGAAAAACAAAAACAACAACAAUAACAACAAAAAAGAAAAACGGCAGAAACUGGACAUGCCUAAUCAUCACACCAGCAAAGAAGCGCCGUGUUAUCCCAUGGACAUCAGACAACCCCCAUACUUCAUCAGUGCUUUUCUUUAUUUUGAGCCUCUUUAAAGCAUAUUCUUCAAGCGAAUCUUAUGUGGAUUUUGAGCUGUGAUUAGCAAUCAGUAAAGUGCAAUCUUAAAGAAUAUAUAUAAAUAUAUAUAUAUAUAUAUAUAAACUCUCAGUAUAAAAUGUUUUCUUUAUUGAAUCUUGCUUUUUUUUAAAAUACCUACUUAUUGCUUAUGUUUGAUUCUGACAAAUACAACCCCCUCAUGUACAGCAAUCUUUGAAACAAUCAGAAGAGAGUAUGUGGAAAAGAAUAAAAAAAACAACAACAACAGAG
Fundulus heteroclitus (mummichog) is the source of this 2603-nucleotide messenger RNA. It is a transcript of the gene klf12b, whose product is annotated as Kruppel-like factor 12b. Bases 256 to 1356 code for a protein of 366 amino acids. Lineage: Eukaryota; Metazoa; Chordata; Actinopteri; Cyprinodontiformes; Fundulidae. Gene Ontology annotation, biological process: regulation of transcription by RNA polymerase II. The record is from RefSeq and is a predicted model, not a curated record. Gene Ontology annotation, molecular function: DNA-binding transcription factor activity, RNA polymerase II-specific; RNA polymerase II cis-regulatory region sequence-specific DNA binding. The transcript has 6 exons.